Messenger RNA from Nylanderia fulva, 338 nucleotides. The record is from RefSeq and is a predicted model, not a curated record. NCBI's taxonomy places the organism in Eukaryota, Metazoa, Arthropoda, Insecta, Hymenoptera, Formicidae.
UAUUUCACAUGGAAUUUGCAAAGAAUGUAGCUGAAGAAAUCACGUUGUUGUUCAAAGAUACAUGGAAACAACGUUCGAACAAUAUUUCGAAAGUGACUCAUGUUGCAAUUCCAAAUUUCCCUGAUAAUGGCAUAAUAGUUUUUGGACUUGUUUUGUAUAACGAAAUGGAUAUCGUUUACGAUACAAAUUUGUGUCCUGUUUCUCACAAAAUCGAAAUAGCUCAAUUAGUAGGACAUAAAGUGACACAGCAAUGGUUAUAUAAUUUGAACAAUCCGUUUCGAUCGGCUUUUUGGUUCAAUAAAGGUCUUACUACAUUGCUUGCAACGAAUUUUCAAUGA